Molecule: messenger RNA, 625 nt
Organism: Vigna unguiculata (cowpea)
Lineage: Eukaryota; Viridiplantae; Streptophyta; Magnoliopsida; Fabales; Fabaceae
Product: flowering-promoting factor 1-like
Biological process (GO): regulation of flower development
Source: RefSeq, a predicted model, not a curated record
ACCACACACACCAUCUUGCAUUGAACAUUACAUCUGAAACACUUAAAAAGAACACAUACAUUUGUUUGUUGCUGUCGAGUUUAAGAAUGUCUGGGGUUUGGGUUUUCAAGAACGGUGUGGUGAGGCUAUUAGAGAACCAACCUGGGUCUGAGUUGAAGAAGAAGGUGCUGUUUGACAUGGCAGCCGGUGAAACCAUUAGUUCCUACACAGUGCUGGAGAAAAAGCUGAAGGCACUGGGGUGGGAACGUUACUACGAAGACCCUGACCUUCUUCAGUUCCACAAACGCUCAUCCAUAGACCUAAUCUCACUCCCAAAGGAUUUCACCAACUUCACCAACAUUCACAUGUAUGACAUAGUCGUCAAGAACCCUAAUUGGUUCCGUGUUAUGGACAUGUAACAGUACUAUGAGGGUGUUCUGUUUUCUGGUUUAUAUCUGCAUCCAGUGUUGCUUUGAUUUCAAAUUUGUGGUCUUCGGUGGUGUGUGUUUGUUUGUGUCUAUGUAAACAAGGAGAGUUGAGUCAACUCUUUCAUGUUUUCACUUCUGAAAGGAAUAAGUUGUUCAGACCUAGAGUUUGAAUUUGGUGUGGUAAAAUGAUGAAUAAAUUUAAACGUUUGUUUUGUUCA